Molecule: messenger RNA, 147 nt
Organism: Funneliformis mosseae
Lineage: Eukaryota; Fungi; Glomeromycota; Glomeromycetes; Glomerales; Glomeraceae
Source: the annotation of a GenBank genome assembly
AUGACCCCAUUCAGCACGAAAAAGGAGAACAGCAAUGUUUAUGAAAUGGUUUCCCUUCUAUCCUUAUUUGGAACUAGGAUAUAUUCAUAUCGAUGUGUUGAAGAUCAAUUCGAAUCACACAAAUCAAACAAUGUCCUUUGUAUGUGA